Thlaspi arvense is the source of this 1207-nucleotide messenger RNA. Lineage: Eukaryota; Viridiplantae; Streptophyta; Magnoliopsida; Brassicales; Brassicaceae. The record is from the annotation of a GenBank genome assembly.
GGUUCGUCCUACUACUCCUCGAUCCUCGUCUACAAGAACUCUUAGCUCUAUGUCAUCGACGGCGGACGCCGAACGUUGUCAAAGAAUCGAAAAGGUUGUUGAUUCUAGAGACAGGAUAAGUGCGUUGCCCAACGAUUUGCUCAUCCAGAUUUUGUUGCUUGUCUCGACCGAAGAUGUUGUGUCCACCAUGGUUUUGUCAAAACGAUGGCGUUUUCUCUGGACGAUGGUGCCUAAACUCGAAUACAAAUACACCUAUGCUGAUGAAUGCGAAAAGGUUUGGAAGUUUCUUGAAAAGUCAUUAGAACUUCACAAGGCACCUUUGUUAGAAACUCUAUGUAUCCAACUCGGUCAAAAUUUUACUAAUAAUGGAGAUGUUAGAAAAUGGGUUGCAAAUGCGGUGGAUCGCUUGAUGCGCAAGCUAAACUUGGAGCUUCUUUGGACCGCGGAGCCUAUUAGCUUACCUAAGAGCCUCUACACCAGCAAAACGCUUGUUAAGUUGACUCUUUCCAACAAGAUUCUCAUGGAUGUUCCUUCCUCGGUGUGCCUCCCGUCUGUCAAAAUAUUGCGGCUUUUAUUUGUGGUCUAUAAAGACGAAGACUCACUUGUCAGGCUUUUAUCAGGUUGCUCAGUUCUUGCUCGAUCAGAUACCCUUUCUCGAUGGCCAACCUUUUUCGCAAUGAUAAGCCACGUAUCGGUUCUUUGUGGUGCUCAUGACAAGUUUCUCAAAUCUAGUAUCUUGGUCACUACUCUCUCUUUAAUUUCGAAAGAUCCAAAGGCUCUGGAUUUUAGUGGCAACACCUUCUCUCGACUUCAACGGUUUAUACUACAUCCAUUUGGGGAUUUCUGGUUGGAUCUAAUUCCACUAAUUCUCAACAAGUCUCCUAAACUACAAAUUCUACGUAUCAAUUCUGAAAAAGGAUAUCAGCCCGGGAAUGUCCCAUUGUCAUGGAUCCAACCUAGUCUUGUUCCCAGAUGCUUGUCUUCCAAUCUAGAGUUCUUUGGUUGGAAUGACUAUAGUGGUAGUGAAGAAGAGAAACAGCUCAUGAGGUACAUUCUUGCAAACUUCAAGUGUUUAAAAGAAGUGACAAUCACUUUGGUAUCAACCUUCAAUCUUGACCAGAAAGAGACAAUGGUAAAGGAGCUAAAACUCUGUCUAGAGCGAGUUUCAACAUUGUCUCAGCUCACUUGGGAAAAUAAAAUGGUGCCA